Messenger RNA from Ilyonectria robusta, 888 nucleotides. Its product is annotated as isoflavone reductase. Bases 1 to 888 code for a protein of 295 amino acids. The record is from RefSeq and is a predicted model, not a curated record. The transcript has 2 exons. Lineage: Eukaryota; Fungi; Ascomycota; Sordariomycetes; Hypocreales; Nectriaceae. Gene Ontology annotation, molecular function: oxidoreductase activity.
AUGGGCUCCUCUUUUAAGAAUGUUCUUCUAAUUGGCGCGAGCGGAAACCUGGGUGUCCAUGUUUUGAAAUUGUUCUUGGAUUCUCCGUACAAUGUCACUAUCCUGACCCGCAAGGAAUCGACCUCAACCUUCCCCGAAGGUGUGCCUGUCCUCAGGGCGGAUUAUUCCGACGUGAACGAACUCAAGUCCGCAAUGGAAGGCCAGGACGUGGUAAUUAGUAUGGUUGCCGUCUUCGCAACAGGUGGUCAACAGAAUCUGGUCGAUGCGGCCAUAGCCGCUGGCGUAAAGAGAUUCUUGCCUAGCGAAUUCGGGCCCCCCUCGCGAGAUGAAAAGUUCGCCACCCUGCAUCCUGCCUUGCCACCCAAGGUGGCCAUGGUUGACUAUCUGCGAUCGAAAGAGUCUCAGAUAUCUUGGUCUGCGCUUAUUCCAGGCGCUUUCUUUGACUGGGCUAUGAGCAUUGGACUAUUCGGCUUCGACAUCAAUUCCAAAACGGUAACGCUGAUCGACGGCGGGACUGCCGUAUUCACAGCUACGACCCUACCGACAAUCGCAAAAGCAACCCUUGCUAUGCUAGAACACGCUGAUGAGACGAAGAACCAAUACGUCUUUAUAUCUUCCUUCCAUAUAAGUCAGAACGAUAUUCUCGAUGUGGUAAACAAGCUUGACGGCCAGAAAUGGACAGUGAAGCAUACUACAUCUGAAGAACUAAUCGCCCAAGGCAACAAGAGGAUAGCCGAAGGAGACAUGUGGGGUGCCACGGAUCUCGUUGGAGGUGGCGCGCUUGGCAAACAAGCUCUGGGGGACUCGAGGCCCUGGGGACUGUGGGACGAGAAGUUGGGACUUCAGAAGGAUGACUUGGAGAAAGCUGUUAGAGAGGUUCUUUCCUAG